UGGGAUUUGUGGUCCCGGACGGGGGAUUGGCGGAGGAGAAAGACUGAGAGUCGUCUUUCCUUUGCCCGAUUCCGUGGACUGCUCGGACGCCCCGCGGUGGGCCAAACCCGUUUCUUAGGAAACCAGGCAUCCAGGGCAGGCAGAAUGGCUUCCUUUGGGUGGAAGAGGAAAAUUGGCGAGAAGGUCUCAAAGGUCACUUCCCAGCAGUUUGAAGCUGAAGCUGCUGAUGAGAAGGAUGUAGUCGACAACGAUGAAGGGAAUUGGCUUCAUGCCAUUAAACGUAGGAAAGAAAUUCUUGAAGGCUGCGCUGAGAAAAGUAAACAGCUGAAGGACGAAGGAGCCAGUUUGGCUGAAAAUAAAAGGACUUGGAGAAGAUAUCGAGAGGCAAUUCAGAAGUGGGAUGAAGCACUACAGUUAACUCCAAAUGAUGCUACGCUAUACGAGAUGAAAUCACAGGUGCUAAUGUCUCUUCAUGAAAUGUUCCCAGCAGUACAUGCAGCAGAAAUGGCCGUCCAGCGAAAUCCACAUUCAUGGGAGUCUUGGCAAACUUUGGGACGUGCUCAACUUGGAUUAGGAGAGAUAAUCCUGGCCAUUCGAAGUUUUCAAGUAGCCCUUCAUAUCUAUCCAAUGAACCCUGAAAUAUGGAAAGAAGACCUCUCUUGGGCAAGAACGCUCCAGGAGCAGCAGAAGGUAGCGCAGAGGAUUACAAAAAGUGAAGCACCAGCUGAAGUAACACACUUUUUACCAAAGUCAAUUCCAGACUAUGAUUUUGAAAGUGAUGAGAUUGUUGCUGUUUGUGCGGCUAUUGCUGAGAAAGAGAAGACAGUUUCAGCAAAUAAAACAAUGGUCAUUGUGUCCGCCUCUGGGGCUGUAGAGACUGUAACUGAAAAGGAAGAUGGUGCUACACCACCAGAUGGCUCUGUUUUUAUCAAAGCCCGAUGAAGCAAUAUGCAUAGAAUUAUUUGAAUCUGCCUUUUUGAUUGCCACUUGAAUUUUUGACAUAGAGACACAUACUCUGGAGAUAGAUAGCAGAACUCCUGGUUGUAAAGUAAGUUUUUCAGAUGAGGCAUAUAAAAACUAAAAAGGCAGGAUUAUUGUAUAGUGUUUGGAAUAUGCUUUAAUAAGUUAUGAUUUAUAUUUCUCAAGGUUAAAAUUCUGAGUAAAAUGUUUUUGUGAUUAAUAAACUUAGUUUAAUCUGAAUAUGUAAAUGAAUACAUUUGAAAGACAACUUGAAAAGUGUAUUCUUGAAUAGUGAAUAACUUGGCCAAUGAUACUGAAAUGCUGUCUCAACUUUUGUUUUAUGAUAAAGGAAGUUUGUGAUUUCCCUCCCUCAGAGAAAUAUACUGCUCUUA
This is a messenger RNA of Saimiri boliviensis boliviensis (Bolivian squirrel monkey), 1352 nucleotides long. Lineage: Eukaryota; Metazoa; Chordata; Mammalia; Primates; Cebidae. The record is from RefSeq and is a predicted model, not a curated record.